Messenger RNA from Manis pentadactyla (Chinese pangolin), 1036 nucleotides. RefSeq names its product gem nuclear organelle associated protein 7 (gene GEMIN7). The transcript is spliced from 2 exons. Gene Ontology annotation, molecular function: RNA binding. NCBI's taxonomy places the organism in Eukaryota, Metazoa, Chordata, Mammalia, Pholidota, Manidae. Gene Ontology annotation, cellular component: SMN-Sm protein complex. The record is from RefSeq and is a predicted model, not a curated record. Gene Ontology annotation, biological process: spliceosomal snRNP assembly. Bases 228 to 623 code for a protein of 131 amino acids.
GCCGACUCGGAGGCUGGCAGAUCUGAUUGAAAUGCUCCUCCGUGCCGCCGGCGGGGUAGUGCUUCGGGCUGUACGGGCUUCCGAGCUCGCGUGCCCGCCGGCAACCACGUGGGGCGGCAGCAGCGCGGGCGGAACCCAGGGCGGGCGGCUCGUGGUUGGCCCGGGCCUCUGCGGAUGGGGCGCCGGCGGAAGUGGAGGCGCCAGCUGCCGCGGACCUUGCCAGGAUAAUGCAGACCCCACUGGCCGUUCCUGUACCUGUUCUCCGGCUCCCCCGCGGCCCUGAUGGCUUCAGCCGAGGCUUUGCCCCCGAUGGACGCAGGGCCCUUCUGAAGCCACAGGUCCCUGAAAUCCUGGAGUCCUCUAUAGUUCAAGAAUCUCGGGAAUCCCAGGAACAGCAGGCCCGAGCUGCCCUUCGGGAACGCUACCUCCGAAGCCUGCUGGCCAUGGUGGGUCACCCGGUGAGCUUCACAUUGCACGAAGGUGUGCAUGUGACUGCUCACUUUGGGGCCACCGACCUGGAUGUGGCCAACUUCUAUGUGUCACAGCUGCAGACUCCCAUAGGUGUGCAGGCUGAGGCACUGCUCCGGUGUAGUGACAUUAUAGCAUACACCUUCAAGCCAUAAAGACAUUAUUGUGCUCAUCUUUCUACCCUAGGCCUAGCCACAGUAUUCCAGGCCUCCAAAUAUUCCUGAGUCCAGAGCUCUGAGCCCCAUAGAAUUUGGAACUCCCUUGGAAUUUUGUGCUAAGCUCCAAGUAACUCUGGGUUCUGGGGACCUUCAGGGGCUAGUCAGUAAAAUUCUGCAACUCCCAGAGUUCUAGAUCCUCUUGGAAGGAAUGCUGUACCUCACCGAACUCUAAACUCUACAGAAACAUGGGCCUCAUGCCAGUUCCUGAAGACUCGGGGGAGCGGGGCAUAAAGGAAGGCAAGCUGCAGAGUGGGAAAUUGAUUAUUGAAGAAGUUGCAAAGUUCUGCCACCCUGAAGAUACUCCACUAUACCCCCCUCCACCAAAUAAACAAUUGUCCUAGGAAAAUUCA